Molecule: messenger RNA, 933 nt
Organism: Priapulus caudatus
Lineage: Eukaryota; Metazoa; Priapulida; Priapulimorpha; Priapulimorphida; Priapulidae
Exons: 2
Coding region: 45-605 (186 amino acids)
Source: RefSeq, a predicted model, not a curated record
GAUCUAUAUUAAUAUAUAGAUACGAGGCAUUUGAGAAAACGGUGAUGGUUGCGCCCUCUAGUGAACGCAAUGAAGGAUUUCGGUUUCAACUUUUGCAGAUGUGUCACAGGAAUACUGUGUCACAGGAAUACUGUGUCACAGGAAUACUGUGUCGCAAGAACACUGUGUCACAGGAAUACUGUGUCACAGGAAUACUGUGUCACAGGAAUACUGUGUCACAGGAAUACUGUGUCACAGGAAUACUGUGUCACAGGAAUACUGUGUCACAGGAAUACUGUUUCACAGGAAUACUGUGUCACAGGAAUACUGUGUCACAGGAAUACUGUGUCACAGGAAUACUGUGUCACAAGAAUACUGUGUCACAGGAAUACUGUGUUACAGGAAUACUGUGUCACAGGAAUACUGUGUUACAGGAAUACUGUGUUACAGGAAUACUGGGUCACAAGAAUACUGUGUCACAGGAAUACUGUGUCACAGGAAUACUGUGUCACAGGAAUACUGUGUCACAGGAAUACUCUGUCACAGGAAUACUGUGUCACAGGAAUACUGUGUCACAGGAAUACUCUGUCACAGGAAUACUGUGUCACAGGAAUACAGGGAGGUAAGACAGUAAUAAGGACAAUAAAGGCGUGUUUAUCAUUAUAAUUAUGCAAUAAAGGUGAACAACUAGACUCGAGUAUGUGGAAAAGUUAUAUAUAGGUACAAAUAUUAUAGGUUCCCAAAUGUCAUGGAGCCAAAACCGUAGGUCGAUGAAAUUUUCCAGCAUUGAAAAUGUUGAGGAAUUUGUCGAUGUCAGCGAUAAUUCAAAUGUUUAAUAUCUGUAGCCGACAAAACAUUUAAGUAAAGCAGGUGCUGAAACAUACGCUAUAUUGCAAAGUCUGAGUUGGUUUACGUUUUUAAUAACUUCGAAUAAACAACUUUAAUAAAAAAAAA